This is a messenger RNA of Sapajus apella (tufted capuchin), 1981 nucleotides long. RefSeq names its product arylacetamide deacetylase-like. NCBI's taxonomy places the organism in Eukaryota, Metazoa, Chordata, Mammalia, Primates, Cebidae. Gene Ontology annotation, cellular component: membrane. Gene Ontology annotation, molecular function: carboxylic ester hydrolase activity. The record is from RefSeq and is a predicted model, not a curated record. The transcript is spliced from 6 exons.
AUGUGCUCAGAAGUACCUUCAUGGGUCAUAUCAAUGGUAGAAGAUACCACUUCUCCUAUCAUGUAUGAUCCUAUUAAAGAGCAAAAGGGAAACAUCAUUGGAAGAAAGACUAUUUUGCUUCUGAUAGCAGGAGUACUUUGGGCAUAUUAUGUUUAUACUCCUCUCCCAGAUAAUAUUGAGGAACACUGGCGACUAGUGUGGAUAGCUAUAUCUGUGAAAAUGAUAACAAAUUUGGCUUUGUUAGUUGAAUUCCUGGGAAUCAAUCAUUUUGUAAACACUGGAAUGUUCUUCAUGAGCUUUCAAGAAGUCCCACCUACAUCUGAUGAAAAUGUUACUGUGAUGGAGAUUACUUUUAAUAAUGUUCCUGUCCUUGUAUACGUGCCAACACGAAAGUCAGAGAUACUGAGAAGAGGCUUAUUUUAUGUUCAUGGUGGUGGUUGAUGUAUGGGGGAUGCUGCUUUGUUUAAUUAUGACUUUCUAUCAAGGUGAACAGCUGAUAGACUUGAUGCUGUUGUUGUAUCAACCAACUACAGACUAACACCUAAAUAUCACUUUACAAAUCAAUUUGAAGACGUAUAUAAUGCACUAAGAUGGUUGUUACGCCAAGAGAUUCUUGAAAAAUAUGGUAUAGAUCCGAAAAGAAUUGGCAUUUCUGGAUACAGUGCUGGUGGAAAUUUAGCUGCAGCGGUGACUCAACAGCUCAUAGAGGACCCAGAUGUCAAGAUCAAACUCAAGCUUCAGUCUUUAAUAUAUCCUGCCCUUCAGACUCUUGACAUGGAUUUACCAUCGUAUCGGGAAAACCUAGACUCUCUAGUCCCGUCCAAACCACUCAUGGUCAGGUUGUGGAGUGAAUACCUUACCACAGACAGAUCACUUGAAAAAACCAUGUUUUUUAAUCAACAUGUACCAAUGGAAUCAAGCCAUCUGUUCAAAUAUGUUAAUUGGAGUUCCUUGCUCACUGAGAAGUUUAAGAAAGGCCACUCUUAUCAUAGUCCAAAUCAUGGUAGUUCUGAGCUGGCUAAAAAAUAUCCAGGAUUACUAGAUGUGAGGGCAGCCCCAUUGCUGGCUGAUAACAACAAGUUGCGUGUUUUGCCCUUGACCUACAUCAUCACCUGUCAAUAUGACAUCUUAAGAAAUGAUGGACUCAUGUACGCCACCCGACUACGGAACGCUGGAGUUCAAGUGACCCAUAACCACUUUGAGGAUGGAUUCCAUAGAGCUCUUUCUUAUAAUGGGCUUAAAAUUGGGUAUAGAAUAGAAAAUCAGUAUAUGAGUUGGCUAAGUAAAAAUCUAUAGUAAAAAUCUAAGCAAUGGUUUAUUUAAAAUGUAUAAAGCUCAGAACAGGAAACAAAUUAGUGAAAAUCAAAGUGUUGAUGUUUGAAUUGAUCUUUGUCAUCUGUGACCUUCUAAGGUCCUCACAGCCAUAGUGGGUUUUGUUUUUGUUUUUAUUUUUUUGACUGCUAGCAAAUUCUUCUCCAUUUUAUUUACUGUUCUAAGUGUUAUUCACUCACUUCAUAUUUUCUUUGGCUACCAUGACUCACUUGGUAAAUCUCUAAUUUACAGUUCUAGUUUUUUGAUUGGCUAACAGUAUUACCGAUGAGAAGAUAGUUUUAAACAAACACAUGUGGUUUGUAAAAUGCCAGAGUUUUAGUCAGCAUGAAUUUAGAGACUUGACAUGCUGCCCUGUGAGAACUGAUAGGAAAUAUGUGCCAUCUCUUUUAAAAAGCAUUUGCCUCAAUAUAAUGUUGUUUGCCUAUUACUGUAAAAUUCAGUUCUUAAUACAGACCUCUUCCUGUACUAAGAAACCAACAUUAAUGCAAAUGAUCUUUUAGGUACUUUAGGGAAAGCCAGCUCUAAUAGUGUGAGAAAUUAAGAAGGUUGAAGUAGGCACGGAGCCAGCAUAAGGCAGUAGCUCCACAUGUGGCAAUGACUUAUAGUGGUGAGCAAAGCUUAGGAUAUAGAAGAAAUGAUACAACCAAAU